This is a messenger RNA of Arachis duranensis, 770 nucleotides long. RefSeq names its product ferredoxin, root R-B1. The coding region runs from base 145 to 609 and encodes 154 amino acids. Gene Ontology annotation, biological process: electron transport chain. Lineage: Eukaryota; Viridiplantae; Streptophyta; Magnoliopsida; Fabales; Fabaceae. The record is from RefSeq and is a predicted model, not a curated record. The transcript is spliced from 2 exons. Gene Ontology annotation, molecular function: 2 iron, 2 sulfur cluster binding; electron transfer activity. Gene Ontology annotation, cellular component: plastid.
CUGUGUUUUUAUAUAUAAAUAUAAAAUAAUAAAGAAAACAGAAAGGCACAGCAUUCCUUUCCCUUUGUCUCGUGAAUCACUUGGCUUUCUCCGCUGCUACCAACCACCGCCGCCUUCUUCAUCCCCUUCUCCCUCUUGGUAGUCAUGGCAACCCUAUCAACUGUGAAUCUUUCCCCACAAUGCACGUUUCAAACUGCAAUCCCAAAUCGAUCCAGCGCUGCCAUGGUGAAGUGCCCUUCCUCCACUGGGUCGGUGAGGAGUGUUUCCAGAUCAUUCGGUUUGAAGUCGUCCCAUUCAUCCAGAGUGACUGCCAUGGCUGCUUACAAGGUUAAGCUGAUUGGCCCGGAUGGACAAGAGAAUGAGUUUGAGGCCCCUGAUGACACUUAUAUCUUAGAUGCAGCCGAGAAUGCCGGAGUGGAGCUCCCUUAUUCCUGCCGUGCAGGAGCAUGCUCCACCUGUGCAGGCAAGAUUGUCUCCGGCACUGUGGAUCAGUCUGAUGGCGCGUUCCUCGACGAGAAUCAACUGAAUAAAGGAUUUUUGCUAACCUGUGUCUCCUAUCCAACUUCAGAUUGUGUGAUUGAAACUCACAAGGAAGGCGAUCUAUACUGAGAAAUGGGGACUGGGAAUCGUAGCUAGACUUAGCAGCCAAAUUUGCUUGUUCUGCUUUAUCAUCAUAAAACCUUUGUUUUGGGAUUAUUAGUGACUUGGGAUAUGUGUUUUACUACCUACUGUUGGAAUUUAAAUGUGAUAACUGAUAAGUGUUACUAUAA